This is a messenger RNA of Lagenorhynchus albirostris (white-beaked dolphin), 2148 nucleotides long. It is a transcript of the gene MEIOC, whose product is annotated as meiosis specific with coiled-coil domain. Gene Ontology annotation, biological process: mRNA stabilization; male meiosis I; female meiosis I. Gene Ontology annotation, cellular component: cytoplasm; nucleus. NCBI's taxonomy places the organism in Eukaryota, Metazoa, Chordata, Mammalia, Artiodactyla, Delphinidae. The record is from RefSeq and is a predicted model, not a curated record. Bases 1 to 2148 code for a protein of 715 amino acids. The transcript has 4 exons.
AUGGAGCGGAAAGUCGCGUUACGUGGAGGUGCGAAUCGCUGCUGGAACCUCAGUGUCGACGCCAGCAGUCGGCUAACAGAUGUCUUCAACAGCGUGAUGUUGACUGGCUCCCCUUCCUUCUAUGAUUGCUACAAGUCGCAGUCAGUUUGGCCAGUGAACACAAGCAGAUUUGCAGAUCACCAUGACCUCUUAACAGAAACCAAAAGGCCAAUAGAUACAGCCAUCUCUCAGCAAGCUUUUUAUACUGGUGAAUCUGUGUCAGCAGUGGAAAAGCAGUACCUGCAUAAUAGUAAUCUGAUACCACAACAAAAAAUAGAUGAACUUUAUCAUGGAUUUACUGGUUUAGACCUUGAAGAACAAUGGAUGUACCCCUCACGAAGUGAUCAUUCUAACUGUUACAGUAUUCAGACAAAUGAUACAGCUAAGACGACAUUUCAAGAAUAUCUAUCUAUCAAAAACUGUUUUACACCCCACAUUGGUCUGUCUGACAUCAUGAAAGAAUCAGGAGUUGAUACCUACUCUUAUGGAAGAGAAAAAAUAUGUGCUAAAGGUCUUGAAGCACCAUUACAGCAAAAGAGGGCAGAGAUGUUUCUUUCCCAAUUUAAUAGAUACAAUGAAAAUGCAGAUUAUUGUAGAUACCCAGAAUAUGCUUAUCCUAAUAAGGCUAAGCUGAAUAAGUGUUCAAAUUUUAGUGUCCAAGAUAGUAAAAAAUUAGCCAGUGGCACACCUGAAACACCAACUGUAGAAGCAGACACCUACACAAAGUUAUUUCAGGUUAAACCAGCAAAUCAGAAAAAAAUGGAGGCGACAAUACCUGACCAGCAGAAUUUCACAUUUCCAAAAACUAUACCACAUCUGACAGAAAAACAGUUAGCAAAGGAAGCAUUUACUGCUGAUUUUGGCUUAAAAUCAGAAUGUGGACUAAAACCUCACACAGCUUGUCCAGCUAAUAAUGAUUUUGUCAAUGUCACAGAAAAGCAACAGUUUACUAAACCUGACCCCCCAAAUUCUGAGUAUUUUAGGUCAGUGAAUUUACUAGCAAACUCAGCAGCAUCUUCAGGCAGUAUCAACUUAAACAGACCAACUUGGAUGAAUGUCCAAACAAAAAAUAACACUCUUAUUCCUUAUCGAAAUCAAGGUAACUUGAUGAAAUUAAAUACUCAUUUAAGUGCAGCUUCAAAAGGUUCUAACCAUUCUUCAGAUUUCCUGCAACUAUCAUCUACAAAUUUAACAGCAAAUAGCAAUUUAUUUCAGAAGUAUUGCCAAGAAAACCCUUCAGCAUUUUCUAGUUGUGAUUUUGGUUAUAAUGGUGCAGAAAGAAUUCAAUCUGUCAGUCACAUGAAAGGACUGACAAAGACUGGAGAAGAAAAUCUCUUUGAAUCUGUUACCGAUAAAAAAAUAAAGCAGCCAAAUGGAUUUUAUGAUAACUAUUCAGCUCAGCAGUAUGGGAUCAUUGAAAAUGUAAACAAACAUUAUUUUCAAGCUAUGCCCCAGAGUGGCCAUUAUGACCCUGAGGAAGGGCCUAAGCAUUUAGAUAGCUUAUCUCAAAAUACAUAUCAAGAUCUGCUGGAGUCACAGGGUCAUUUUAAUAGCCACAGACAGGGAAGUGGAGAGAACAAUAUUAAUAGCCGUGUGAAUCGCACACAGGUGUCAUGCUUUUCUAAUAAUUAUAUGAUGGGAGAUUUAAGGCAUAAUCAGAGUUUUCAACAACUUGGUUCAAAUGGGUUUCCCCUAAGAUCCACACACCCACUUGGCCAUUCAGUUGUUCCACUGUUGGAUUCCUAUGAUUUGUUUUCUUAUGAUGACUUAAGCCAUUUAAACCCGUAUUUCAAUGAUAUGAUGUAUGGUGAUAAUUCCUUUUCUGGUUUUGUGCCAACUUUUGGAUUUCAAAGACCAAUUAAAACCCGUAGUGGACCAGCCAGUGAACUUCAUAUUCGUCUAGAAGAGUGCUAUGAACAAUGGAGAGCAUUAGAAAAGGAGAGAAAAACGACUGAAUUGGCCCUUGCCAAAAAUUAUCCAGCGAAAAAGGUAUCGAGUACUAAUAAUACUCCAAUUCCAAGGCUAACCUCCAACCCAUCUAGAGUUGAUCGCUUAAUUGUGGAUGAACUUCGAGAACAAGCCAGAGUAAGCUGUGAAAAUAUCCAAUAG